UUUCCACACAAAUUCUUAACAAAACGAUAGCAAUAUAGUUUCUAUUUGAUUUAUGAUGCAUACUUUUACUUUUCAAUAUCGUAUAUUAAUAAAUUUAAGAAAACAAAUUUAUUCGUCGCGAAAAAAAUUAUAGUUGAUACGAACUGUCAAACUUUAUUCGCGUUCCACAUUAUCCACACUUGCAACGAAUACAAUAAUCGCUCGUACUUAACCUAAAAUAAUCAUUCUUGUUUUGGUUUCGAUGGUGAAUGGUGUUCGGCUGUGGCUUCUUGAAAAAAAUAUGGAUAAAAAGGAGUUUGAUGAAAGGUUAAUUUUAGAAGUGGAGGCCAAUCCAGUGCUUUACAAUAAAGCCGACCCUUUCUAUUCCGAUAGAAAUAAGAAGGAACAAAUUUGGAAAUACAUCGGAUAUGUUUUGAAUGCAGAUGUAACAACGUGCAAAGAUAGGUGGAAGAAUUUGAGAGAUACAUUCUCAAAAUAUUAUAAAAAAGAAAAAAAUGUGCCGAGUGGGUCGCAGGCAUAUUCUAAGAAGCCAUGGCCGUAUUUCGAAAUCAUGAAGUUUUUAGUUCCGAACAUCGAAGUGCCAAGAACUGUCGGGAAUAUGGCACGAGGAAAAGAAAACUCUUUCCAAUUGCAGGAUGAUACCGAGGACUCAUUCCCUACGGUUUCGUGCUGGACUUCGGAAACACCAUCACCACCAGCAAGAAAGAGAAAAAGGGAGUCUGAUACGGAAAAGGUUUUGGCGGCAUUGACUCAAAUUAAUGAGCCAGAGUCAACUCCGCUGGAGACAUUUUUUUUGUCACUCGCACAACGUGCCAGUUCUUGGACCCGGCGGAAGCAGUCAAAACUUGAGGCGCAGACAUUGAAUGUCUUUCAUCAAAUUGAAUUUGAAGACGACUAAAAUGUUUAAUGUUUUGCGAAGUGUACAUUUUUUUUAGUGCAGGAAGCAU
Eupeodes corollae is the source of this 947-nucleotide messenger RNA. Its product is annotated as transcription factor Adf-1-like. The record is from RefSeq and is a predicted model, not a curated record. The transcript is spliced from 4 exons. The coding region runs from base 242 to 898 and encodes 218 amino acids. Gene Ontology annotation, cellular component: nucleus; transcription regulator complex. Gene Ontology annotation, biological process: regulation of transcription by RNA polymerase II. Lineage: Eukaryota; Metazoa; Arthropoda; Insecta; Diptera; Syrphidae.